Molecule: messenger RNA, 1876 nt
Organism: Hyaloscypha bicolor E
Lineage: Eukaryota; Fungi; Ascomycota; Leotiomycetes; Helotiales; Hyaloscyphaceae
Product: glycoside hydrolase family 18 protein
Exons: 4
Coding region: 215-1825 (536 amino acids)
Biological process (GO): carbohydrate metabolic process
Cellular component (GO): extracellular region
Molecular function (GO): chitinase activity
Source: RefSeq, a predicted model, not a curated record
UUUCUUUGCCAGUUUUCGGGGCCGAUUUGAAGUUCUUGCCUUUUUUGGCGAGCAUUCCCGUGAGCUGAAUCCCGACGUUUCGGCUUGGAAUGCGUAGCUAUGUACAGCUUUAUUUACUUCGGUACGGUCUACAUAAGGGGUUGAGAGAAUGCCUGGACUGUGAUAGAUUCAUCUUUCCAAAAUCGACUGAAGACUCAUCUCUUCAAAACGCAUCAUGCGCUACAACGGGAGAACCUUUCUCUCUACCCUAACCUUCGCAGCUCUACAACCAUUCUCAUUGGCAGGAUGGAUCCCCUCUCGACAACCAAAAGAUGUACAACAACGUGAUGGAGGAUCAGCACAGGUCACGCUGCCAGAUCUCGGAGAUCUGGCUAAGUAUGUAUGCCCCAAUACUAACAUCUCCGGCAGGCAGACUUCAGGUUUAAGUCCGGUCUCCAGCGCCCAAGUACAUGAGAUCCUGGAGAUGCUAAAAGCCUACGAACGAUCAACACUGGCAAUGGUUAGUGGCAUAGCCGUUGCAGAUGGACUGAACUCAGCAAAGGCUGCCCCUCCAGACCUAGCAGCACCAACCCCCAUCCCCUCAAUCCAACCUGUAGGGAAUGCAGAAUUCGAAGUCAGCAGUCGACCAAAGCCGGAGUGCAGCACCUCGAUCUCAACAGUCAUAAUAUCUGUCACAAGCACAACAACAGCAACGCCAGAUCCCGUAACGACGACACUCACAAUAUCAGCUGACGCCCUUCCCGUCCCAAGUACAACAACCGACCAAGGCGUCCCGGAUCUACUACUAACAACAGCACUGACAGACCAGCAACAAGUGGAAGCAACAACCACCCUCCCCGCCAUCACACCCAUCCCCUCCGCAGCGGUCACCUACAAAUUCAACGCUACCUCUCAAUCUAACGUCGCCGUCUACUUUGGCCAAACGUCCGCAACGGGCGCCACAACCCUCGAAGCCCAAUGCGCCGACCCAAACACCGACAUUGUGAUCCUCUCCUUCGUGAUCCAGCAGCUCGACGGCGGGGCCUACCCGCAGCUGAACUUCGGCCCCGCGUGCGGCGGCCAGACACCUCUCAUGGCUCAACAGGCCCCGGGCUUGUUGUACUGUCCUGAGCUCGCGAGCAACAUCACGGCGUGUCAGCGAGGCUGGGGGAAGAAGGUUAUGUUGAGUAUUGGGGGCGAUUCGAGCCUUAUCAAGUUCUCGAGUGACAAGGCGGCGAAGGACUUUGCGGGCGUGCUGUGGAAUCUGUUCGGGCCGCCAGGGAACGUGGAUCCUGAACUCAGGCCAUUUGGGAUGGUGGAGGUGGAUGGGUUUGAUAUUGAUAAUGAAGACAACUUCCCCCAACACUGGCCGUAUCUCGCCACGAGCUUCAGAGCGCUGUUCCCCACCGCCAUCAAACCUUACUACCUCUCCUCAGCCCCGCAAUGUCUCGUCCCCUUCUCGGAUCCGUUGCCAAUGCUCUUACAAUGCGAUUUCGUCUGGGUCCAAUUCUACAAUUCACCUGCGUGCGAAAUCGGCGCGCCCGGCUUCAACGCCAGCAUCAUCUCGUGGACCAAGAACCUCAACGCCUCCACCCUGUCCCCAAAGCCGCGGCUGUAUAUCGGUGCACCUGCCUGGACGGACGCGAGUCCGAUGGCGUACAAGGGGAUUAUAGGGGGUGCGCAAGGCAUGAAGAAGGUGGUUAGCGGGGUGAGGGAGUUGAUGGCUCAGAAUGGGGUGGGGGGGUGGUUGGGCGGUGUUAUGUUUUGGGAUGGACCGGAAGGACAUCUGAAUGUGCAGAAUGGGAGGGAUAUCAUUGGCUGGGCGAAGGAUGGACUUACCGCAUAGAAAGAGAAAGAUUUAAUACGGACUCAAAUUGAGUUGUGUUUCAUUUCAGAU